UGGUUAUGCUAUCCGAUACCGUCGGGUUAACAAAUAUAUCGCGCAGUUGUGUUACUUCUGCUUACUCGUCGAGGACUGGCAGCCUUCCCUAUUCACGGCGCCGGUGAGGUCAGAGUUAAAGCCAGCCUCCGCAAUCUGACAACGCGUUCGCAAGAUGGCUUCGCUGCCAGUCGUUAGAGCGGCAGUACUCGUCGCUUUUUCAGGCUUUUUGACCCUAAUUUUGGGUUUCGGGCUCCCGGUUGCCCUCAACUUCGUCACCCAAGCCUUCGGCCUCUCCGAAGCGAGCGGGACUGAGUGCAUCGUGGCGGUAUAUGCAGUGUUUGUCGUGUAUAUAGCAAUGCCUCGACUACCCCGCGGGUCUGUCAAGGUGGAGGGAAAGGCGGUGUUCGUUACCGGAUGUGACCGAGGGUUUGGGCACGCGUUGGCCAAGCACCUCCACCGGCUCGGCUUCACCGUGUUCGCAGGUUGUCUCUCCAAGGUGGGUGAGGGGGCAGCGGAGCUGGAGAACAUGCACUCGGACACGCUGAAGGUGGUGCAGCUGGACGUGUGCAGCGAGGACCAGGUCUCCCAAGCGGUGGAGUUCAUCAGGGCUAACCUGGCCGACCCGGAGAAAGGUCUGUGGGCUGUGGUGAACAACGCCGGGGUGUCUACAUUUGGGGAGGUGGAGUUCACAAGCAUGGACACCUACAAGCAGGUGUCUGAGGUCAACCUGUGGGGCACCAUCCGAGUAACCAAAUCCCUCCUCCCUCUCAUCCGCAGAGCUGAAGGGCGUGUAGUGAACAUAGCCAGCAUGUACGGAAGAAUGGGGAAUGCCUUGCGUUCUCCUUACUGCAUCUCCAAGUUCGGCGUGGAGGCCUUCUCCGAUUGUCUCCGGUACGAGAUGAAGAACUGGGGUGUUAAGGUGUCCGUCAUCGAGCCGGGGAACUUCAUCGUGGCCACGGGCAUCAUGACGCGCGACACCGUGGCCACCACGGCGGAGAAACUGUGGAAGGAAGCGCCCCCUGGUGUGCAGGAGGACUACGGCAAGGCGCACUUUGAGCAGCACAUGGCUCUGAUGCGCUCCUACUGCAACAGCGGCCAGCGUGACAUCACACCCGUCCUGGAGGACAUCACGGACGCCCUCACGUCCAAGCGGCCAUACACGCGCUACAACCCCACGGAGCCCCAUUGGUGGAUUCGGAUGCAGGUCAUGACCCAUCUCCCAGCUGCUCUCUCUGAUAGGCUAUAUUUCUGAUAAGGUAGCCGCCCUCCUCCUCCCACCGGGGCAUGAACAGUUCAUCGUGUCAGUCUUCGCCACAAUUUCGCUUUCCGUGCUUAAGAUGCCGCAAUAAUUGGCGUAUUUCUGCCAUCGUUCGGUGCACUGACAUCAAAUAAUUCCCCGUCAUAAACGCUGUUUCAAAGGCAGUGGACACUAAUAAACCACAGCAGAGUCUGGUGUGUGCUGCAGUGUUAGCGCGCCGACCAGUUUAACGUUCCUACUGUACGCAACAUGACAUCCCACAGAUGGCACCUACUGGUCUCCUCUUCUAGUGCAGUGCAGAGUCACUGUGUGCUGGAACGUGCGCAGUCUUAGCCAGUAUCAGUUAGUAAACUCACCUCUGUUAUUAGUUAAAUUGAUCAUAAUUAUCAUUUCUUUUUAUUGUACAUUCUUUAUUCUAAUCACUUCAGCAAGACUGCACAUUCUUUUUUAAAAAAAAAAAUCAUGUUUAAGCCCAAAGUCAGAGUUUCACACCUAAUUAUCAGGCUGAUAAAAGCUGUACUCUGUUUAUACGUGCUCAUAACAUUCACUGCAGAUCAGAAGUUCGGAAUCAAUAUGAACAUAACACUACACACAACACCGCACAAAAUAAAAGGGUUUUAAAUCAUUUGAAUGAGUUUUACUCACAUUUUCUUUCCUAAAAAUCUUCCAUCUGCACUGACAGGCCGACACCUUCAGGGUACCCUCGGUGAAGUUUCAGCUGACGCGUUAUGAUUCUGUCACAAUGCUUUUCCCACCAAUUGCUCGUCUUCCCAGCAAGUAAGAGAUCCAACGUCUGCAUAGGUGUGUUGGCUGGUCUGUGCGUUUCUCUCCUGUCACAUGCUGAGCUUUCAGUCACGUUUUAGUAUUUGGGUAACAAAUGGCUGUAAAGUGGAUCAAAAUGACCUCCAUAUUGCUUUUGGUGUAGAUCCUUUUAUAAAUUCUUGUUAUUUUUGACGUGUGCUUUUAUUUUAUUGCUUGCUUGGAAGGAGCCUCCUCACUUAUAUUUGGGAUGAAAAUAAUGCAACUCCUCAAAUUCUUAAGAUUUGAACUUUUUCUCAAUAAAAGUAGUUUGUGAAAAUA
Messenger RNA from Electrophorus electricus (electric eel), 2320 nucleotides. RefSeq names its product 3-hydroxybutyrate dehydrogenase, type 1 (gene bdh1). Gene Ontology annotation, molecular function: oxidoreductase activity. The record is from RefSeq and is a predicted model, not a curated record. Gene Ontology annotation, cellular component: intracellular membrane-bounded organelle. NCBI's taxonomy places the organism in Eukaryota, Metazoa, Chordata, Actinopteri, Gymnotiformes, Gymnotidae. Gene Ontology annotation, biological process: steroid metabolic process.